GCCCACGUGCAAGGUGCAACCUUUUGGGUCUCGCGCUUCUACAAGGCUAGAACUGACUGCACACCAAGGCAACCAUCAACCACCUCCGUUCAUGUCUUGCAGCUCAUUCAUCAUGGCUAGGUAAAAAUCUGGUGAUGAGUUUGCAAGCUGCAACACACGGUGGGUCUGUAGCACCAGCGGCGGGGGCACUCCCCGGCUUGCGACGGGGCCAGCUGUGUGUGCAACUCCAGAUGACGGUCAUCUGCUGCCUCCAUCACGGAAAUCAAGCUGCUGAGCGCGGUCGCCGGGCUGAAUCGGGGCCUCGCGGCGAGCCAAGAGGACCUGGACCGGGCGGACGCGACGACGCGGAAGCUCGAGGCGGCGGCGGGGCCCUGAGGACCUGGACCAACCUCGCCAUGGUUGAGGCCCUCCUGUCCUUCCCCUAGGUGGAUGGGAUCGACCAGAUCGACACCAAAUUUCCGCAACAUGGUCUAUGUUUCAAAAAAUUGAAACAAAUAUUUUGUCGCAAAAGUUCUGUGCAACCUGACCUACGUUGCAAAAAUUUUGUGCAACAUAAUCUUUGUUGCAAAAAAUUCUUUCGCAACAGUACCUAUGUUGCAGAAAGGCGAAAAAAAACCUGCAACAAAGCGAUUGUUUCUGGAA
Hordeum vulgare subsp. vulgare (domesticated barley) is the source of this 642-nucleotide messenger RNA. RefSeq lists its product as uncharacterized. The transcript is spliced from 2 exons. Bases 135 to 425 code for a protein of 96 amino acids. The record is from RefSeq and is a predicted model, not a curated record. NCBI's taxonomy places the organism in Eukaryota, Viridiplantae, Streptophyta, Magnoliopsida, Poales, Poaceae.